AUGAACUCCCAGCGAACCGCAUAUUUCGGCGCCACAGGCGGAUGCACAAACGCAUGUCUGGCCUUCUCUCUCCGACAAGGCCUCAAAGCCGUCGCACUGGCGCGGACACCCAAGAAAUUGCACGAUAUGCUGCUGGCCCAAGGAAUCAGUGAGGACACCAUCAGCGCAAACCUGAUUAUCAUCCAAGGCGAUGUCACCGACAUCGCAGCCGUCAAGAAGGCCUUGAUGUCCGGAGACGAAAGAAAACUCGUGGACAAGAUCGUCUCUGGCGUUGGUGCCCGGCCGUCGAUCCAGCUUUCCCUGACCACUCCGGUCAAAAUGGAUAAUCCGCAUAUCUGCGAGCAAGCCAUCACAACCAUCAUCAAAGCACUUGGGGAGAUAUAUGCCGAGUAUCCCGAUGAGCGACUGUGCAAACCUAUCAUCACCGUUAUCUCAACAACUGGUGUGGACGGUCCGGAUGAUGUGCCAUUUGGUUUCAAGUCGCUGUAUUCCGUUCUCCUUGCAGUGCCACAUGAAGAUAAGAAAAAGCUGGAGGAGCUGGUCAAGUCCGAUGAGCUGAAGGACGAAUCGUCGAGGGUGUUUGGUGGAGCAGUGAUUGUUCGUCCGUCGUUGCUGGUUGGAGACCAUCAAAUCGCCAGCAUUGGGUCAAAGAAGCUGCGGGUGGGAACAGAGGAGAAUCCACCUAUUGGGUAUACAGUCCAUCGUGCUCGUGUCGGCCAAUGGAUUUUCGAAGAAGUUGUCACCAAGUCCGAGGUGGACUGGGUGGGAAAGAUUGUGACUUUGACUUAUUGA
Molecule: messenger RNA, 792 nt
Organism: Aspergillus fischeri NRRL 181
Lineage: Eukaryota; Fungi; Ascomycota; Eurotiomycetes; Eurotiales; Aspergillaceae
Exons: 1
Coding region: 1-792 (263 amino acids)
Source: RefSeq, a predicted model, not a curated record